ACAACAAAAACAUUGAAAUCAACUAGUGAUUUGAUAAAAAAGUACUCCGAAACAUUGAAUCUAGACGUAAAAUACCUAGUUCCUAGCUGCGCAAAACCACCAAAGCUGUAUGGGCUACCGAAGAUACACAAACCUAAUGCUCCACUACGACCAAUAGUCAGCCAAAUCGACUCACCAACCUACAGAUUGGCUCAACAUCUGGCUAAAGUACUUUCACCAUUGAGAGGAAACACAGCAGCAUAUGUAAAGGACUCGUACCAUUUUGUCAGUGAAAUAAAACACCUACAACUAGCUGACAAUGAAACUAUGGUCAGUUUUGAUGUUCAGUCAUUGUUUACAUGCUUACCCGUUGAAGACUGCAUCAAGAUUGUGUCUAAGAAACUAGCAGAGAAUAACAUGCCUACUGAAUAUGCUGAACUGUUAAAACAUUGCCUAACAUCUGGCUAUUUACUGUGGAAUAAUCACUUCUACACGCAAGUGGAUGGUGUAGCAAUGGGCUCCCCAGUAUCUCCCAUUGUUGCUGAUAUCUUCAUGGAGGAUUUUGAGGAGCGAGCCCUGCAAUCUGCACCCAUAACACCCAAAUUCUACAAGCGGUACGUAGAUGAUACUUUCACAAUACUACCAUCUGACAAAGUCACAGCAUUUUUAAAUCAUCUUAACUCCAUAAACCCCAAAAUUCAAUUCACUAUGGAGUCAGAGGCAAACAACUCCUUAGCUUUCUUAGAUGUUUUGGUUAUCCGUAACCCUAAUAACACCUUGAGUCACACUGUGUAUCGGAAGAAAACCCAUACAGACAAAUACCUUCAUGGUGAGUCCCACCACCACCCAACACAGUUAUCUACCGUUGGUAAAUCUUUGUUUCAGAGAGCACGUGGGAUCUGCGAUGAACAACACCUGGGUGCUGAGCUUCAACAUGUUAAGCAAGUACUGCACGACAACAAGCUCCGAGUACCGCGCCCUCGUCGCAGAACCCGCGUGAAACCAGCCACAGUUGAGCGUCUACCUGCUGUUCUUCCAUACAUAAGAGGAGUCACAGACAAGAUUGGCUACAUCUUGAAGCGAGCUUCAAUCAAAACCUACUUCAAGCCGCUGAAGAAGAUUAGUCAAUUCUUACCACCUGUCAAGUGUCACAUACCUCUACAAGAUGCGGGUGUAUACAAGCUUGAAUGUGAUUGUGGUCUCUCUUACAUAGGCCAAACUAAAAGAAGCAUAGGGACCCGCGUAAAAGAACACAUCGCCGAUGUCAAACACCGCCGUUCCAGACAGUCAGCAGUUUGUGAACACACACUAGACAAGGCCCAGCAUUACAUCAGAUUUGAUAAACCACAAGUCCUUGCAAAAGAAAACCGAUUCCUACCUAGGAUGAUUCGCGAGGCUAUUGAAAUUAAAAAACAUCCAAAUUUCAAUAGAGAAGAUGGCUGGGUCAUACCACCUGCUUGGAAUCCCAUCAUAGAAACUAUUAAAUCAAAAUCCAAGCCUACAACUGCUCGACCUAAGGAUACAGUUAGCUCGUUUUGCGUGAAUCGGAUUGUCAAUAAUAAUUAACAAAAUGUAGGGUAGCUGUUUGUAACUAAUAUAUCAAGACGACCAACACCUUAGUCUGCCCGUGACCAUGGAUGCUGUAAAGGAUCCGAAACGUCGGGAUUAAAUAAUAUAAUAUAACCGCGAUAAAAUCCGUAAAA
Molecule: messenger RNA, 1682 nt
Organism: Helicoverpa armigera (cotton bollworm)
Lineage: Eukaryota; Metazoa; Arthropoda; Insecta; Lepidoptera; Noctuidae
Exons: 1
Coding region: 307-1545 (412 amino acids)
Source: RefSeq, a predicted model, not a curated record